Messenger RNA from Pistacia vera, 1080 nucleotides. RefSeq lists its product as uncharacterized. Lineage: Eukaryota; Viridiplantae; Streptophyta; Magnoliopsida; Sapindales; Anacardiaceae. Bases 1 to 1080 code for a protein of 359 amino acids. The record is from RefSeq and is a predicted model, not a curated record. The transcript has 7 exons.
AUGGAUGAUUUUGGCCAAUAUAUGCAUGAUGCUGAGUUGAUUGGGGUUCCUUUUACUGGGCUUCGGCAGGUUCGGAACCGCAUCCACGGUUUGACUGAUGGAAAUGGUACCCAUAUUACUGACAGUCAGGGUUUAGGGCGUUCGGCGGUGGGUUUUUUUAAGGAUCUUCUUGCUGCCUCUACUCAACCUCAGAUCGCAGAGGCUUCCAGGUAUUUUUUUGGGCGCAUUUCUCCUGAUAUGAUUUCUCCCUUGACUACUCUUAUAACUGAUGAUGAGAUUAGGUUUGCCUUAUUCUCUAUCCCGGAUGAUAAAGCCCCAAGUCCAGAUGGAUACACUUCUUUGUUUUUUAAGCGGGCAUGGGAUAUUAUUAGUAGAGAUUUCAGAGCUACAGUGAGACAUUUUUUUGCUACUAAUGAAAUGCCAAGAUGUGUUAAUGCCACCAAGAUUGCUUUGGUUCCUAAGAAUUAUCAUCCUGGGGAUACUUCACCUCGAUGUGCCUUUAAAGUUGAUAUUAGAAAAGCUUUCGAUAUUGUGAGUUGGGAUUUCAUCCUUUUGGGACUACAUACUGUGGGUUUUCUUGAGCGUAUGGUGAGGUGGAUCAUGACAUGUAUCUCUACACAGUAUUUUUCUAUUGCCCUGAACAGAGAGCUUCACGAUUUUUUUAGGUCCUCCGAGGGUGUUCGAGAGGGGGACCCUCUUUCUCCUUACCAAUUUGUGUUGGCUAUGGAAGGGUUAGCUGAUGCUUCCUCUGUUAGCCUGAUCAAAUCAGCCUUGGAUUAUUUUGCCAAGGUUUCUGGGAGGUCACUACCAGGACGCUCUCUACAUGGCCUACUAUCUCUUGGCUCCCUCUGCUCCAGUGGGCUAGCUUGCAUCUUUGACAGAAAGGUGACUUCAGCCACCUUCUUUCUUGAUGUUUCCUCUGUUAGCCUAAUCAAGUCAGCCUUGGAUUAUUUUGCCAAGGUUUCUGGGUUGGUGACUAAUGCAGAGAAGAACCAGUUGUUUCUUUCUGGAGUUACAGAUGAGAAGCAGAUUGGGUUACAGUCUAUCGCCUCUAUUAGAGCGAAUUCUGUCAUGGAUUAG